Messenger RNA from Ciona intestinalis (vase tunicate), 2666 nucleotides. The record is from RefSeq and is a predicted model, not a curated record. NCBI's taxonomy places the organism in Eukaryota, Metazoa, Chordata, Ascidiacea, Phlebobranchia, Cionidae.
CGCUGUUGUUUCUUUUUUUUUACUUUCAGAACUUUGAUUUUAUAGUUUGCUUGUCCAGCUGUUUCCACCACUAUAUUUUUCUUUGCUUGAAAGCUCACAAGCCCAAAGUGUUUAUGUAUUUUUCCACCGCAAACGAUCGUAUACACAUCAACACUACCACGAUUCCUAGAAGACUGGAGGGUUCAAUUUAUCGUCCCUGCUUCUCCUCUACAUGUCAUUCUUGCACGACAAGAUUAGGUCCAGGUCUGAAUGGGAGCAUAGUGAAAAGGCCAGUUGAUUCUAAUGAACCCGACUCCGAAGGAACAAAACACGCAAUAAAGCGAAUAGCUUGUAUCAGAACUGUAAGAAAACAAAAAGCAAAAAAAUCGACGAAACAACGACAACGUAACCUCCUUCUCGCGCAAAAGAAGUCAAAUCUUCAACAUAAAUCAUGGCUAUGCUUAACGUCAACCGAGACGUCCAAGAUGUUUUCUACCGUUACAAAAUGCCAUGUAUUAUAGCCAAGGUUGAAGGGAAAGGGAAUGGUGUAAAAACUGUCAUUGUAAACAUGUCCGAUGUCGCCAAAGCUAUUGGCAGACCUGCCACUUACGCCUGCAAAUUUUUUGGCUGCGAACUCGGCGCCCAGACUCAAUUUGAUUUGAAGAAUGACAGAUACAUUGUUAAUGGCUCACAUGAGAACACAAGGCUUCAGGAUAUGCUGGACAUCUUCAUUAAAAAGUUCGUGCUAUGUAACGAGUGCGAAAACCCAGAAACCACAAUGAUUGUAAAACGUGGUACAAUUGGAUUAGUCUGUAAGGCUUGCGGCAACCAGAGCUUGGUAGAUCUGCGUCACAAGCUGUGCACGUACAUCAUUAAGAAUCCGCCCCAAAAGGACAAGAAGGAAAAGUCAAAGCCCACCAAGGGACGCGAGCGUGGCCACUCCAGUGAAGAAGAAAACUCAGCAAAUGCCGCAAAGAAAAAUGGCAACAAAGAAAACAACAAUGGUGUCGCCAACGGAGCCAGCGACAGUUUUGGAGACGAUGAUUGGUCCGUGGAUGUCUCGGAGGCUGCAGUUGCUGCCCGGAUGAACGAGAUUACAUCCGGAGCAGCGACACUAGCUCUUACUGAUGACUUGGAACGCACGCCAAGUGAACGAGCAGACAUGUUAUAUGGAUUCAUUAAGAAACGCAUUAAUGCUAAUACUAUUAUGACUGCAUCCAAGGACAUUGCUAUAGAAGCAGAGAGGUUGGACAUGAAGAGCAAAGCUCCUCUUAUCUUGGUUGAACUUCUUUGCAAUGAGAACAUGAGAGAACAAAUUAAAACUUACAGGAACCAUUUUAUCAGGUUAUGCCAUGGAAACAAGAAAGCACAGAAAGCGUUGCUUGGUGCAUUUGAGAAGACAGUGGAACUUCAUAAAGAUGCUUUGCUGCCCAAAGUUGCUCAUAUCGUUAAGGAUCUGUACGAUCAGGACAUCGUUGAUGAAGAAGUCAUCAUUGAGUGGGGGGAGCAUCCCAGCAAGAAGUACGUCAGCAAGGAGCUGAGCAAGAUGAUUCACAGCAGAGCUGCUCCUGUGGUCAACUGGCUUAAGGAGGCAGAGGAAGAGAGUAGUGAGGAAGAAGAAGAAGAGAUAGAGAUUGAGUACACAACUCGUGCCGGUACUGGCCUUCAAGUUGAGGACAUACCCACUGCAAAUGGCAACCAUGCUAACGGUGAUGCUCCACCUGCCGAAGAAGAAGAAAAUGGCGGUGACGAUUUCGAUAUUGAUGACAUUUAAAAACAGAACAGUAUAACGUAACCAAUAUAUAAGGGCGGGGAAGAUGGGACACCUUUUUGUACUAUUAUCUCGUCACAUUUAGUAGUAAACAAAGAACAUUAGAAGAAUUAUAAAACCACAUCCUCACAACACCCAUAGGCCGUUUUUAAUUGUUUAAAAAAUGAUUAGGAUAUUUGGAUAAUAUGUACUGUUGGUGUACCAUCUUUCCCCACCCUACUAUAUAUAAACAUACCUAUGUAACUCAGAAUAACCACGUCUGCAUGCUUCACCCAUUUCCUACAAAACUCAUAAUCGUUUCACCUUUUUGUAGGACCAUUUUUUCGUAGCUCCCGUUUGAAAGGAAAGCCUAGUUUAGUUUUGAGUUUUCACCUAUGGCGGUUUUGUGUGCAUAGAGUAACUUGCUUGAUAUAGAUUAAUAUAUGCUUGUAUUUAUAAAAUACUUUUGGAAAACGGAUGUAAAAUUCUAGUUUUAAAGAAGAUUUGACUUUGUGUGUAUUUCAUAUGAGCAAUACCAAUUGUUAUGUACAUUCAUUUAAUUAUUCGAGUAAUUCAAUGUAACCUUUAUCCAUUCAUUUAAAUUUAAGAUAUAGUUUGCCUUGUAAAAGAGGCGGAAACCAGUAAUUCAGUUGAAAAGUCUGGUGUUCUUAAUUUUGCUUGCGCCUUUUAACUGUAUUCGGUUUGAAGUUAAAACAAAACGCCUUGUACAUAAUGAGCUUACAUUCAUACUGCACGAUGAAGCGUGCCUAUCAGAACAUACGGAAGAAUGUAUAAGGGGUUCAGAUCAAAGGGUUUAUCUCCUAUUCCAGCCAAUAGUUUUGGCGAUUACUUUCUGCGUCAUUCCCUCUUCCCUUCUUGUACAGCCACAUGUGUAUUUUGUUGCUUUGGGUGUUCAAUAAAGUAACUGCAUUGAGAA